AUGUGGAAGUGGUGGCAGUUCUACUGCGCCUUGCUGCAUAUAUCCGUAUUGGCAUCGGAUAGAAAGACCGUUCUUGAUACGCCCUUUAACAUCAUGCUCCACCGUGCCAUUCGAGAAUGGACUUUCAAUGCUUUUGGUAAGACAGGAAUAGAGGAAAGGUAUCUGCAACCAGCAAGAAACGCAAAUAAAACGCAAGAAAUUAUUCCCGACAAUGUUCCGUUCCCUUGUAAUGUGACAGGUGGCCGAUCGUCAAAAGUGCCAGAGUCGGUGCAUAAACUAAGACCGGGUGAUAUCGAUGUCAUUGCCACGAUGGGCGAUUCUCUUAUGGCUGGAGCUGGAAUCUUUGCAGACAAUCUGUUCCAGAUUCUCAUAGAAAAUAGAGGAGUUACCGUGACUGGCGGAGGCCAAGGCACGUGGAGACAAUAUCUAACUCUUCCCAAUAUCAUUAAAGAAUUCAACCCCAAUUUGAUAGGAUAUGCAUUGGGAGACUCUUUGACGACUGACAAGGCAUCGCAAUUGAAUGUUGCCGAAAGUGGAGCUAUGUCCGCGGAUAUGGUUUACAUGGCGGAUAUGUUAGUCAAGAAAAUUAAAAAUGAUCCAAGGAUAGAUCUGCAGAAAGAUUGGAAGUUCAUCUCUCUGAUGAUCGGAAGCAAUGACUUUUGCAGUAAAAUAUGUUGGAUUCCUGCAUCGCCUUGGUCAGUUCUUGAAACACAUAAAACUGAUCUACUCCAAGCUUUGCGGACGUUAAGAGAUAAUUUGCCGCGAACCUUCGUGGCAUUGCUUCCACCACCACAUUUAAAGGCUAUGGUUGAGAUACGUGAAGAAAAACCAUCGCUUAAUUGUUUCCUCGGAACGAAGUUCGUGUGUUCUUGCAUGUUUGGUCUCACAUCUUGGCGUUUUAGAUCUAUGUAUUACGACAUUAUACAACAGUGGCAGAAGUUAGAUAUGGAAAUCGCAACUUAUUCAGAAUUCCAAAGAGAUGACUUUACAGUCGUAACUCAGCCUAUCCUGGUGAAUUUCAGUAUUCCAUUUGCUUCAAAUGGGUAUACCGAUAUGACAUAUUUAAGUAGCGAUUGUCUUCACGUUAGUCAAAAGACCAACGCUUUUUUAGCAAACAGUUUAUGGAACAACUUAUUUGAACCGGUAGGUGCCAAAUCGACAAAAUGGAACAAUAAUAAAUUUCGCUGCCCGACGCAAGAGAAGCCUUAUCUGACUACAAUGUUAAAUUCGAAGCAACAAAGUGUUACUGAAACUGCCGCUACGAUUCGAACGAGAAAUAUUGGCACUUAA
Messenger RNA from Temnothorax curvispinosus, 1290 nucleotides. RefSeq names its product phospholipase B1, membrane-associated-like. The record is from RefSeq and is a predicted model, not a curated record. The transcript is spliced from 7 exons. Gene Ontology annotation, biological process: phospholipid metabolic process. The coding region runs from base 1 to 1290 and encodes 429 amino acids. Gene Ontology annotation, molecular function: glycerophospholipase activity. NCBI's taxonomy places the organism in Eukaryota, Metazoa, Arthropoda, Insecta, Hymenoptera, Formicidae.